CUUCCGAACACUUCCUUUCUAUUCACCGCGGCAAACGUUGAACUCGUUUUUGUCCUACUAUUCUCGUGACCUCGAACGCGAUCACUCUUUAAGUUGCUUCAAGGUUACCAGUCGGUCUUUACCCGUACACUUUACACUCUCCAGUCUAUUUUUUCCCUCAAACUUUCUUUUUCUUAUACACCACAUUUCCCUUUCAACAAAACCAACAGCUUUUUUCAAGGGCUGAAUAUUGGGUUUCAAGUCGAGCAUUCUCCUACGACCUCUUAUAAAGGCUGAGCUUUUAUCGCCAACAGUUUCAAUAAUAAGAGGAUACCGAUUUUACUAUUUACGACUGCUUGCCGUCAAUCCCAACUUUGUCAGGAGCAACCUCACGACAAACCUUCCACUUUAUAUAUAUAUAUAUAUAUAUAUAUACCUUUUCAAGGCUGUGCCUAAUAAUCUCAAAAUGCGUGUUGCUUAUACCACAAUUAUUUCCGCUGCUUUCGCAGCUAGUGCAAUUGCAUUCCCGUUCCGUGGCGGCAACCAGAAAAGGGAUGAAGCUGUUGAGGUUGUCACCGAAUGUACUACCGUUCUUACGACACAAUAUGUGACCGCAGGGCCCUCACCAUCACCGACACCUGUUGACCCUGUCCAAGUAAAUGGCAACAACGCGCCAGGCCCAGCGCACGAAUACACCAAAUACUACACCUUUACCAAGUCCCGCCGUCCCCGUCCCGCCUCCCCGAGCUCAGUGCCGGAGACGACGCCACCAUCACCACCGGUCGUCACUUCUCCCACUCCCACUCCCACUUCCAUUCCAUCAACCACGUUGGAAGCUGUAGUCGUCACCACCCCACCAGCAAAGCCAACUACUUCAUCUGCUGCUCCUGCGCCAACUGCUCCUUCUGCCCUGGCCUCAGGCUCCUUCGAAGACGAGUGCCUAUCAGCGCACAAUAGCAAGCGAGCCCUCCAUGGUGUCCCAGCGCUAGUCUAUGACUCGACCCUGGCUGAUUUCGCUUCGGGCGUUUCUGGCACCUGCCAGUUCAAGCACUCUGGUGGUCCCUAUGGCGAGAACCUCGCUGCUGGGUACACCAGUCCCGCAGCUGCUAUUCAGGCGUGGUACGAUGAGCAGAGCCAGUACAAUUAUUCCGCUGGUCAAUUCAGCUCCGCAACCGGUCACUUCACGCAGAUGGUCUGGAAGAACGCCAAGAAGAUGGGCUGUGGUAUCAAGGAAUGCAAUGGAGCCAAUGGGACACCCGGUAAAUUCCUCACUUGCAACUACGAUACCGGAAACGUUAUCGGACAGUUUGUGGAGAAUGUUCCGCCUCCCUCUUAGGUCGCGACGUUGACGUGGUUGGCCAGUUCCCGCUAGUAGGGGAUGGAGUUUGGGUGGUUUUCUCUUUUCUCUUUCUUUCUCCAAUUGGCCCGGGCCAAAACUACCCUUUGAUAGUGCACUGGCAGGGAGAAAGAGCAAAAGGACGAGGCGGAGACCCCUGCCCGUCAAAAGAGGGCUUUCUGAGAAAUUCCUUUAUACAUAUAUAUCAAUUCUUGUAUAUCUUAAAUAUAUCAUAAUCCCAUUUGCUUUGCUUGGACGGGCUGGGAACAUCGUAUUGAAAAACAUUCCCCGUAUUGUACCGUACUCGAAUAAUAGAAGUAUAGAUAAAUAGA
Molecule: messenger RNA, 1647 nt
Organism: Tuber melanosporum (Perigord truffle)
Lineage: Eukaryota; Fungi; Ascomycota; Pezizomycetes; Pezizales; Tuberaceae
Exons: 3
Coding region: 446-1315 (289 amino acids)
Source: RefSeq, a predicted model, not a curated record